Molecule: messenger RNA, 1221 nt
Organism: Lytechinus variegatus (green sea urchin)
Lineage: Eukaryota; Metazoa; Echinodermata; Echinoidea; Temnopleuroida; Toxopneustidae
Exons: 2
Coding region: 1-1221 (406 amino acids)
Molecular function (GO): catalytic activity
Source: RefSeq, a predicted model, not a curated record
AUGAUUAUAACAGAAACAUGGCUUCGAGCAGAAGAUCCAGUCGUCAUCGCAGAAUGCCUACCAGCUGGAUAUGUGGUUGUGAAUGCUCCAAGACCAACAGAUCCUCAUGGCGGCAUCGCGGUUAUUUUUAAGUCUCCACUUCAACUGCAGCUGAAAAUGGACAACUCUAUGACCUAUUCUACAUUUGAGCUUGCACACGUUGUUAGCAAUGCAGGUCAAGUGCAUUUCUUUGUAGUCUACCGACCACCACCUUCUGUGCAGAAUCAGCUCCGUACAGCGGACUUUCUUCGAGAAUUCGAUGACCUUACUGCUGAGAUAUCACGAUUGGCUGGGCGUGUUCUUCUUCUUGGGGACUUUAACAUUCACGUCGAUAAACCUUCAAAGUCUGAUGUAGCUCAGUUCCUAUCCAUCAUAGAAUCUGCUAACUUGGUUCAACAUGUCAUCGGAGCUACCCAUAACAUGGGUCACACUUUGGACCUUGUAAUGACCAGAGAUGAGAGUAAUCGUCAAGGACAAUACUCUGCAGACAUCAGUCCUACCUGUCAUGGCUGCAUCAUUGAAGACAUUGUCAUUCAUCAGAGUCUCAUGUCUGAUCAUCACUGCAUCCGGUUUGUACUCAGGUAUCCUCGGCCGGUGGUUAAGAAAGUUAAGCGGACUUUCAGGAACUUCAAGGAAAUGGACAUUGAAGGAUUUAGUGAGGCACUGAUUGACAAACUUAAUGACUUGUCCUCGGCGGGUGAUGUUGAUUCAGUUCUUACUGCGUAUAACACAUCUGUUGCAGCCUGCGUUAAUGAGUUUGCUCCACAGAAAUCAUGUCUCCGCUCCACAAGGGUUCGCAAUCCUUGGUUCAAUGAGGAAAUCCAUACUGCCCGUCGAGAAAGAAGACGGAUUGAACGGAAAUGGAUCAAAAGUUCUUCUGACACUGAUCACACAUCUUUUAAGCUAGCUAACAAGCAUGUUAACGACCUCAUAGUUAAGGCUAAGCAAAAAUACUAUACGGAGUUACUAUGUAAAGCCAAUAUCAAAACAGUUUUUAAUGUUGUUAAUAAUCUGCUCCACAAGAAUGUUAAGUUUCUCCCCGAGUAUGAUAAUCCUCUUGAUCUAGCAAAUCGUUUUUCUUUGUUCUUUGUCAAGAAGAUAAGUGAUAUCCGCAACAAUGUCACAAAUACAUCUGAACCUAGAAGUGUAGAAAAUCAGAUUCUCAACCUACUUGGCUUUUGA